This is a messenger RNA of Pantherophis guttatus, 1598 nucleotides long. The record is from RefSeq and is a predicted model, not a curated record. Lineage: Eukaryota; Metazoa; Chordata; Lepidosauria; Squamata; Colubridae.
CCCCUUAGCUCUGCCCCCAGGACUCCCGCCGGCGGGGCUUUUCACAAGCGACGCUUGCGGACGCUGCGCCAAAACCUGCACCUUCCUAACAGCCCUGGGUGUAAUUUGCUUCUCCGGACACCAACCUUCGGCCGCAAGUCCAGAGCCUUUGGGUUGAAGAGCCUGUCUCUGCCAGCGGUAGCUGGCGGUCAAGCUCUCGACGGUGUCCUGCUGCCGCUGAAGAUGGAACAGACGCCCCGCGAGAGCCAGCAGGAGCGCGCUCGUUCGCACAUGGUGACCACAACCAGCAGCUCCUUUGCGACUACUUUCACGUCCAGAUCCAGCACGCUCGCCUACGACAAAGAAUUUCUGAAGACGAUUCCUGGAGUCCUCAUGGUGGUUGAGAUAGUACUAGGUUUGCUAGUGUGGAUGUUGAUUGCUGGAACUGACUAUUUCCUAUACCCUGUCUUUGGAUGGAUAAUGUUUGUGGCUGUGUUUUACUGGAUUCUUACACUCUUUUUUUUGAUCAUCUAUAUGACAAUGACCUAUACGAGGAUACCUCAAGUACCAUGGACCACAGUUGGUCUGUAUUUUAAUGGCAGUGCCCUUCUCUUGUACUUAAUUGCUGCUAUUUCAGAAGCAUGUGCAGUCACCAAAGAACUCGACUACCACAAUUACAAUAGUUGGGCAGCAUCUUCGUUCUUUGCCUUCGUUGUUGCUUCCUGCUAUGGUGGAAAUACCUACUUUAGUUUUGUAUCUUGGAGAUCACGGACCUUGCAAUAAGUAUUAUCUUCUAAUAAAACAGCUCUGUAUGUAAAUGUUAUAUAAUUUUGUUGAAAAUAUUUAGGUAAUAUGGUUUUCACUCAAAAGUUAAAACAAAUAGUUCUUUUUACAAAUUAUGGAAAGGAUAGUUCACCUGACAGAAAUGGUUCUACACACUGUUACCUUAUUAACUUCGUUUGAAUUAAUUGUUGUGACAAUUAAUUAAAUAACAGCUCAGUUACUACAAACAAGCAUAAGGAAGAAUUGAUGAUAUAGGAGGGAAGAGAAGAAAGCAUGGAAGCGGUUCAAUGUUGUUUACACUGGGGGCACUUCCAUACAGUAUUGUGCCCCUCUGAAAGCUGCUCCAGAUCUCAGGAUUCUUGUCAAUAAUGUUGGAGAGCAUUGUACAACCAGGGCCACUAUCUGAUGGGACUGAUUUAAAAUCUGAAAACUUUUGUAACAUGAAAAACAUGUAUCCUCAGAUAAAAUACUGUAACUAGAACAUGUUACUUUGUAUCAAUUCAUAGUGUAUAUUGUAACAAAAUCAGUGGACUUCACAGUUAUUUUCUUCAUAAAUGUUUUUGUUUAAGCAUGCAUUUAUUUAUUAGAAAAAUCUACUGUUUUAUAGAACCUUCUAUUUCUUGCAAAUAUGUAUAACUUUUCAAGGCUGUAGAUUUAUUACAGUUAGAUAUAGAUGGGAAUAGUUAAUUCAUUGGGGUACAUACAUUUACGGAAGCAACUGAAUAAAAAAAUGCAUUACUAUAAUAAUCUUGCACAAGUCUGUAGUAUGAUCGCUCCUAAAAUACUAUGUUCCAUUCUAAUAACUGGAUCUCACUUUAGAUCUGGAAAAGAUGCAG